AUGUCAAGCCAAAAAAUUAUAGCCAUGAGAGCUAUCCCUGCACUCAGCUGCUUUCAGAGCACAUACAUGGCUUGUGUGACAGCAACAGCACACAGAAGCAGCAAUGAAAUGCAGUUAGCUGUACAGCUGGAAGACAAGCAGGCAGGCACUGGUCCAGUGCCUAAAAUGAUCCUACCGUGAGCCAGUCUGCAGUGCCUCCAGAAGUGCUUGACUACUACACAGGAACACAGCUUUCUUUGCAGAUACUCUGUGGCGUGUAACUCAGUUUCCCUUGGUGACUGCAGUGUGUAUUUUCUCUCUUUCCCUGUGUCCUUUUCUCCAGGAUGGCGGAGGCAGAAUUGCACAAGGAAAGGCUGCAAGCCAUAGCAGAAAAAAGAAAAAGGCAAACAGAAAUAGAAGACAAGAGGCAACAGCUUGAGGACCAGAUACUUCAGCUGCAGCAUUUCAAGUCAAAAGCACUUCGAGAAAAAUGGCUGUUACAAGGGAUUCCUGCUGGCUCAGCAGAAGAGGAAGAAGCCAGAAGGAGGCAGUCAGAAGAGGAUGAGCUAAAGGUGAAAGAGCUUGAAGACAACAUCCAUAGACUGGAAAAAGAAAUAGAGAAACUAGAAAGUGAAGAAUCCCAGAUAUCUGCCAAAGAACAAAUCAUCUUGGAGAAACUAAAAGAGACUGAAAAAUCGUUUGAGGACUUACAAAAGAGGUUCUCACAGCAGGAUGGUGAUGCAGUAAAUUACAUUUACUCCCAGAUCCCCGAACUCCCAACCCUCUAUUCAAGGACAGCAGAGCCAGUUCCUGGGCGGGACGGACCAAGCAGAGUAGCUGCUUUGUACACCAUGGAAAUUAAUGUGGAGAAAGACAAACAGACAGGAGAGACCAAGAUUCUCUCUACAACACCUGUUGGUCCAGAGGGGGCUCAUCAAAAAGGACUGAAAGUCUAUGAUGAUGGUACCAAGGUAGUCUAUGAGGUUCACUCUGGAGGCACAGUGGUAGAAAAUGGAAUACAUAAAUUAAGCCCAAAGGAUGUUGAUGAACUUAUGCAGAAAGCUGGACAAUCAAGUGUAAGAGGAGGGUAUGAAACAGUGACUGUACCAGACAGAAAUGUGAUAGCAGAUGGAAAUCUUAGCCAUAUGAAGGAGCAAAUGCUCUUCAAGGAGGCAAAGUUGGAAAUGGUACAUAAAUCCAGUAAAGGGCAUUCUGUGGAUCCUCAACACCAAGCAAAACUCCCUGGUGAUGCAGUCCCAGAGGCCAGUGCUGAUCAACCAGUGACAAUGAUUUUUAUGGGAUACCAAAACAUUGACGAUGAAGAGGAGACAAAGAAAGUGCUAGGCUAUGAUGAAACUAUCAAAGCAGAACUUGUCCUUAUUGACGAAGAUGACGAGAAGUCAUUGCGUGAGAAGACUGUGACAGAUGUGUCCACCAUGGAUGGAAAUGCAGCUGAGCUGGUCUCUGGAAGACCUUUGUCAGACACAACUGAGCCCUCCUCUCCUGAGGGGAAAGAAGAAAGUCUGCCCAUGGAACCAGCUCCAGGAAUGACUGUCUUGCCUAAGGAUCCAAGAUGCUCAUAUGAAAGCCCUGAAGCUGAAGUGAGUGAGAUGAAAUCUUCCAGAAUCCUUGAGGAUGACAUCCGGUUAAGAAAAGACAGAGACCAAAAUCGUGCCAAUUUGCUGGAGGCUGUGAGUAUUCGUGCAACAAAGGCAGAGAAAAUGGAAUGUGAAGUCCCAGUCUCUGAACAUAAAAGCAUCACCUCGGUGGCUUCACCACAUGCAGCAGACAAUCAAACCCACUUCUUUUCCCCUGUUACGAGUCACAAUGGACUUAAGGACAGGCAUGAAUCCCUGGACAGUGAAGUUGCUAAAGAGAUCAGAUACCUAGAUGAAGUACUUGAAGCAAAUUGCUGUGAUUCUGCUACCGAUAACGCCUUUAAUGGGACAGCUUCCCCUGAACCAAGCACAAUCAUUGUGGAUGGCUCUGGUCCAUCUGUUUGUGUUACCAAUGAUUCAGUACCCAAUGAAACAGAAGGCAAAAUAAUUCAUAGACAAGGACCCCCAGUCAUUGAACAGAAUGAAGCUAACACAAUGGCUGAGAAACUGAAGCCUAAUGGCCACUCUUCAGCUGGAUUAAAUGAAGAGGUUUAUGACAAUCCAAAAGUGCCAGCGAGCCCAAGUUCUGCAACAAGUUCAAGAGUUUCUAAUGAUGGGGAAUUAACUUUAACAACCAUUAAGAAAGAGGCUAAGUUUGAGCUUCGGGCCUUCCAUGAAGAAAAGAAGCCAUCCAAGCUCUUUGAAGAAGAUAACGAAAAGGAGAAGUAUAGAGUCCGGAAAGUGAGGCCAUCUGAGGAAAUGAUAGAACUUGAAAAGGAGAGGAGGGAGCUUAUUAAAAGCCAAGCUGUAAAGAAGAACCCUGGCAUUGCGUCCAAGUGGUGGAACCCACCCCAGGAGAAGACCUUGGAGGAACAAAUAGACGAAGAGCAUCUUGAAUCCCAUAAGAAGUACAUGGAACGCAAGGAGAAGCAACACCAGCAAAGCAUAACACCGACGUCACCAAAACAGGUGUCCUUUCCCUUUGUACCUCCAGAGCCAGCUUCUAUUAAAAAAGAGGAUAUUGUCACAGAACAAAUAGAUUUUUCAGCUGCCAGGAAGCAGUUUCAGUUGAUGGAAAAUUCAGGUCAGUCUAACAGUCAGACUGCUCCAAGAAAAUCAGGGACUCCCAGAAUGUUCUCCAUCAAACCCUUCUACAAAACCAUUGGCCCAUCACAAGUUGACAGACCAGCGGCUUCUGUGACCAGACCUGCUUUUGUGUGUGGGCAACUGGGACAGCCUGAGAGCAAUGAUAUACCUAUUGUGAAAGCUCAGAAGGUCUCCUGUAUCUUAGAGGAUUCUCAUAUUAAUAUUCAGAAUGCUACUACUGACCUAAUAAAAGAGUUGUCUCAUAGCGAUACCUCAAAAGCUGAACAGGCAUCAAAAUUGUGGGCAGAGGAUGGUGAAUUCAUGAGUGCGAGAGCAGUCUUUACAAUGGUAAAGGAUGAUGACCAUGGCAUUUUAGAUCAGUUUUCAAGGUCGGUUAAUGUCUCUUCCCCUCCAGAGGAGCUGGACUCUGGUUUGGAUGAUCUGUCUGUGAGAUCUCAGGAUACCACCGUUUUGGAAACUCUUUCCAAUGAUUUCAGCAUGGACAAUAUCAGUGAUAGUGGUGCCUCCAAUGAGACCAUGAAUGCCCUCCAAGAAAAUUCACUAGCAGAUUUCUCUCUGCCCCAGACCCCCCAGGCAGAAACCCCCUUGGACUGCCGAGUAGAAGGUGUUUCUAAAUCGUAUAGUGAUCAAGGCUUUUACUCCCCUUCCUCUACACUGGCAGACUCCAUGCUGAUAGAUGACCAGUUAGAAUAUCAUGCUGGCCUUCUCGUUCAAAAUGCAAUUCAACAAGCCAUAGCUGAGCAAGCUGACAAAACAGGCUCUAAGGAAGCAAAGGAUAUGGUGGAGCAGCAGAACCCAGUGAAAGAACAGGAAACAGUCAGCACAACCCUAUGUUCUGAGAAGCAGCAGAGCACAAUGUUUGAGCCACCUCAGGUGUCUUCUCCUGUUCAAGAUAAAAGGGAUACAAUACCAAAGACUUCAACAGAUGAAGACACAGGACUCAGGGAAGGGAAGGCUUCACAACCAUCCCCAGUAUCUACUGUCAGCCAGCCAUUCGUUGUAGAAGAAAACCGACAAGAGGUCAGUUAUUUUAGCAAGUACUCUGAGGCAGCUGAGCUGAGAAGUACUGCUUCUAUUUUGGCUACACAAGAGCCAGAGGUGACUGUGGGUCCUUUUAAGCUAAGGUCAAGGAAGCAGCGGACUUUGUCCAUGAUAGAAGAAGAAAUCAGAGCAGCCCAGGAAAGAGAGGAGGAACUGAAGAGACAAAGGCAGGGUCUACAGAUGGCACAGACCCCUGUUACAAAGAGUGCCCCUCCACUGCCUACCACCAAAACAGUGUCUUACAAAACUGCUCCAGGGAAAAUAGAGAAGAUCAGGCCUCCACCAUCCCCAACAGCAGAAAGUCCCCUCUCGCAACCUGACUCACUGCCUGAUGAGGCUGCAGGAUCCCAGCGCCCAAAGAAUUUGAUGCAGACCCUCAUGGAAGAUUAUGAAACGCACAAGACUAAGAGGCGUGAGAGGAUGGAUGAUAGCAGUGUCCUUGAGGCUACCAGGGUGAAUCGCAGGAAGAGCGCCCUAGCACUUCGUUGGGAGGCUGGAAUAUAUGCCAACAGAGAAGAAAAUGAAUAAUCCCUGUGCAACAUGAAGGCGGGUUGGGAUGGAGAAACCAAAAAAAAAAAAAAAUCAAUCAAAUCAACUAAAAAGCAGCAGUAUUUUAAUUCAAUAUUUAUUAAAGAUAGGACAGACUCAGUAAUGCGCCUGGAAACAGAAAUGAUCCAUUUCCAGGCACCCUGAACAAACAGGCAAACCCACUCACCAAAUACAACACCCCAGAAAGGACAAACCAUUUCAAAGGAUGCUAGGCGUGGAACCUUCCAAGGAAGAAUGAGGAUGUCAUCACCAUUGACAGAGGCCCAUUGCAAUAGGUCAGCCUGGAGAUGAAACGAGUGGGCAAAACUCAGAGCAGGGCAAACACACUUGCUUCCUUCUAACUGAAUUCCCUGCCCUGCUUUGCAACACUGAGAGAUUUUGGCCUCUACAGACCUGCCACAAGAGGGUGCCUCAUGGUAGCAUCACCUACCUGUCAUCCAUCUUCCUGCAGACUUAUCUGCAUUCUUCCUCAUCACCCCCCUGCUGCAUUAAAGACAUUGACAUUACUUUGGUGUACUUUAGACAGCCAUAAGAUACAAAGAAUCUUUUUUUUCCUCUUAUUUUUGUGGUUUGAAGGUUUCUUUUCCUUUUCUCUUAAUUUAUCAUUUAUAAAAUUUAAAAAAGGAUGCUGUUAUUGCAAAGGUACAAUCCAUAUUUUUGCAAUCUGCAUACCUAAUAAAAUAUCCCUUUCUGUCGCAAACACAAUCUGUCAUAGUUUAGGAGAGAACUAAAGGUCAAAGCACAGCCAAAUGGAUUACCUUAGGUGUAGGACCCUGUGUGCUUGCAAUAGUGACUGCUCCAGUUUCUCAGAGCAUAUUUACAUAACUGUUUCUAAAUGUAAUGUUUUUAGCGGGUGACAGUGAUUUUGUGAUAAGGGGGCAGGGCCAUAUGUGCAAAAUCUGAUUAAAGACCGAUUAAUUUGAGGUAGAAAUAUAAGGAGGAAUGCACACACACACAAAAUGACAUUUACUUUUUACCAAGGCAAUAACUGAGUCAAGCCAGUCUCUAGCACAGAAAGAGGUUUGAAGCAAAGAGCAAAAAUAGUUGUGUCUUUAACUAUAUUUAUACAAUAUGGAAGGCCUAGGAGUUAAUGUAGAAUGCUAUGGGAACCAUUUACAUUUCCAGGAAACAAAAAGGUGAAGAAGGUAAUAGGGAGUGAGGGAGAGAGAGAGAGGGAGGGAACACACACAAGUAAUGAAAAAUAAAGGAUUAUUUUUGCUGUUCAACCAGUGUUUUCAGAGCUAAAGGCAAAAUAUAGAACCUUUAGUUAAUGCGUAGGCUUGGAAUUGGUGACAAAGGAUUGUUGUGUGUCUGGUUGUGUGCGUGCACGCGUGUGUGUGUGUGUGUGUGUGCGGCUGAACUACGAGAAUGAUCAAGAAAAGUGGGUGUACAGAUUAUUUUCUCCAAAGCUGUUUGCCAGCUAUAGGGGUGAGUGAGAAUUUCUUUUUUAUGAAAAGGGAUAUAAAAAGGCACUGAGUUGAUGCAGUAUUUGUAAUAUUAAAAUUUGACCCAACAUAGUAUUUGCAUGAGUCACAAUUGCAAAGUAUUGAGCAGUUUUGUAAUCUGACAUUUAGGAAAGAAAUGUGGUAUUUAUUCUUGUGCUUUGUAUUCAGAUGUAGUCUAGAGGCUGCAAGGUUUACUCUUUCUUUUCAUGCAAAGCAAUACAAUAAGAGUAUUUUACUAUGGGAACCAUAAUUUCUGGACUAGAAAUUACCAAGUUUAUGGGACAAAAAACCUUCCCAAGUUCUCUAUAUAUAGAUGUAUCAUUUUUAUAAACAUAAAAUGAUUCUUUUGAUUGCUUUUUAAAUCAGCCAAGAAGCUGCCACUCCCCAAACCCCCUUGUUCUGCUUUUCCUACUGUUCUGUGACCCACUAUUGUGUUAUUUUCUGGGACAGUAAGCUCACGUAGCGUGAGUUUAGAUACUGUGAACAUUUCUCUGGUGCUUUUCUUAGAUGAACACAAAGCUUGCAACCAAAUGAUAAUGUUUAAUAUUUCCUUCCAGCAUAUGGUUUCAUGCACACUAAGUAUAUCUCACAUUUUCCUUUUAUGCUAUCAAAGGGAUGGUAGCCACAGUGACAAUAAGCAUCAAUUAAACACGUCCUAUGAAUUGUUUCCCUAAGUGCUAUUUGAACAAAAGGAAACCCUUUUGAAAUGGGUGGUAACUGUGAACAAGACUAAGCAGUUGUCAUGUAUCUUUUUUUUUAACUGAGUGAAAGUUGUGCUGCUUUGUGUGCAAGAGUGUACGCAUACUCAAAUAGAGUUACCAUUCGGACAUGAAGAUCUAUAGUAGAUUCUGAUCCACAGCUAUAUGCGUGUGUUAGUAUUAUCAAGAGGCUAUAGGAAGAGUAAUGCCACAAACUCUAUAGUCUGUUGCCCAACUGAUGGUGAGGCAUUGCCCCUCAUAACAUUCCUCAGACUCGCACACUAGUAACAAUAGGAGUUUAGGAUAACUCAGGGCUCAAGAAGAGCAGAAGUGAGCCUUGGGCACUGGGCAGGGUUUUCUUAGCAGUGACCUAUAGAAUCAAGCCAUACAUCCAAAAUGGCUUAUUUGCUUAUUGAGAGAUUGUCUUACAUCACGGGAUGUAUAUCUAAACUUCUCUGAGCAGUGGUUGAAUCUUAGCUUUUGUUCCCUCUUAAAUGAAUGUGCUUCUUCUGUCAAAGUAGUUAGUUAUCCAGGGCUGAGGGAGUUAUCAGUAGUUCUUGGCUCCCUAAAUUACUUUCUAAGAAAAGUGCAUUUCUUGUUUUCCUGAGGAUGUUUUCUAUAAUAAUAAAUAAAUGAAGCACUGGAAGUCACUUUUUCAUUACAUUACUUGCCACUUGAUGCCUCCUCCUUUGCCUGUUUCUUCCUCUGCCCUCUGUAGCAAAAAUUAAAGUCAAGUUCCUAUGAAGAAAACUUGUUUUUGACAUCUGGGAGUCCUUUAUACUCGGGGUGCUGCUUCUUUCCACUCGUGCAAUAAAAAUGUUUGCAUGUAUCAGUUCAGUACAGCUAAAUUCUCAAGUAACCAAGGUUUUCUCUUCCAGAAAUUAUGGAUACAUAAUCUUUUGUUGUCAGCAGCACAUGGCUCAGUGCUAUGAUAACUUAAAUGCUAUGCAGUUUACUUGCCUCUUCGUUAUUUCAUUUGCAUGCUACCAAGCUUUGAUGUCUAUAACUAUAUGCCAGCAUACAUAUUUAUCUAUGUAUAAACUAUAUAAAAUGCAACAAUGGAACACUACUGCAAAGUUAACUUUGUCUACAUGAAAAGAAAUUAUAAAAUCCUUUCCUGCAGCAAAGACUGUUUUAUUGAAACUUCUAUCUUGAAAAAUAGUUAAGCAUUAGACUUUGUGAUUCGGGUUGUGGGUUACAAUGCAGGUUUCCGGAAUUAUUAUUAUUCUUUCAAAAAGCUGCCAGUUUUGGCUUUUUCUUGCUCCUUAUCCAGAUUAUAUGAAGGAAAAUACAAAAAAGUUGAUUUAUUUAGCAACCAGAAGGUGGCACUUUCAUCAUGAUUUGUCAACCAAUUAUACAGUACCUGGCUUUCUGUAUAUGUUAACCACUUCAAUGUUGUUCUCCUGCUUCUGUUUUAUAGUGACUGUGAGGCAUACAAUGCAAGUAUAUAAUUAUUUUCUCAUUAAAACAGAAACCUGUGCUGUGUUUCUAUAAAAAGGGGGGGAGUGUUCCUCAAAGUCCUUGCAGAGCCUUUGAGUAGGAUUGCAAAUGACUACCCCAGAUUGACGUGAGUAGUAAGAUUAGAGCUGGGUAUCAGCAGGAAUACAGAAAUGCUCUCACAGUAUCACCAUAACCAAUAAACUAAAGAUCGAUGCUGAAUCAUA
Molecule: messenger RNA, 8081 nt
Organism: Alligator mississippiensis (American alligator)
Lineage: Eukaryota; Metazoa; Chordata; Crocodylia; Alligatoridae
Gene: PALM2AKAP2
Product: PALM2 and AKAP2 fusion
Exons: 11
Coding region: 324-4253 (1309 amino acids)
Biological process (GO): regulation of cell shape
Cellular component (GO): membrane
Source: RefSeq, a predicted model, not a curated record